Leucoraja erinaceus (little skate) is the source of this 8696-nucleotide messenger RNA. Its product is annotated as rab11 family-interacting protein 1-like. NCBI's taxonomy places the organism in Eukaryota, Metazoa, Chordata, Chondrichthyes, Rajiformes, Rajidae. Gene Ontology annotation, molecular function: small GTPase binding. The transcript has 7 exons. The record is from RefSeq and is a predicted model, not a curated record. The coding region runs from base 318 to 4337 and encodes 1339 amino acids. Gene Ontology annotation, biological process: regulated exocytosis. Gene Ontology annotation, cellular component: intracellular membrane-bounded organelle.
CCGUUCCUUAUGAUAGAGGCGGGGAGGUGCCCAGGGGCGGAGUUAGACGACCAGAGUUGUUCUCACUGUGUUGAAAAGUCUCCUUGCAGUAACUCAGACUCUUGUUUCUCUUUUUUGUUACAGUAUCUUAGACUUGUUAGUUUUUUUGUUGCAGUAACUCAGACACUUAUUUUUGUUGUUGUUUCUCGUUCCAUUAACUGGGACCUCCCGUUUUUCUUUUUGCUGUUGCUGCUGCUGUUGCUGCUGCUGCUGUUGUUGGUCGGUGCGGGCAGCUUUCCUCUCCUGGUGUUCCCCAGCUCCGAGCCGGCCGGGCUGACAUGUCGCUGCUGGGACAGAGCCAGCGAUGGUUCCCCACACAUGUCCAGGUUGUGGUACUCCGUGCCCGGGGGCUGCGAGCCAAGGGCCGGGACGGUACCAACGACGCCUUUGUCAUCAUGCAGCUGGGCAAGGAGAAGUACUCGAGCUCGGUGGCCGAGAAGAGCCGUGAGCCGCUGUGGAGAGAGGAGGCCGAGUUCGAGCUGCCGCCCCUGUUGCAACAGGCCAGCCCCGACAAGGGCACUACUCUCUACCUCAUCGUAACCCACCGGGCACUGGUGGGCUUGGACAAGUUCCUGGGACAGGCGGUGAUCGACCUGAGGGAAUUCUACCAUCACAAGACCAAGAACAAAGUGGGAUGGCACAAGCUUCAGUCCAAGCAGGGUAAGAAGGAGAAGGAACGAGGGGAGAUUGAGGUGGACAUCAGGUUUGUGAGGAACAACAUGACGGCCAGCAUGUUUGACCUCUCCAUGAAGGACAAGUCCAGGUCGACUCUCGGCAAGCUGAAGGACAAGUUGAAGGGAAAGAAGAAGGAUGGGUUCUCUGACUCUGCCUCAGCCGUUAUCCCCAGCAUCAGUACCCCAGUGGACAGCGAUGAUGAGAACAUGGUGGCGGGGCAGAAGAAGAAGAAGAAAUCCAAGCUGAAGAUGCUGUUCCCCAAAUCCAACCUGCAGCGGACAUCCCUGUCGCAGUCCAUGUCUGUCAUCCCCACGGGCCCAUCCUCUCCAGCUGACCUCAACAAGGAAGCUCGCACCUUCGCUGAUGAGGACUUCACUGAGAUACAACUGCACAACUCCCCUGAAGAGGAGAACCCGAGCAAGGAUUUGCAUGUACCAAAAAUCAUGGGCCACAAAAGAUCUUCUAGUGAAGACACCAAGCAGCUGACUCUGGCCCCAUCCACGGCGGGGAAGAAGGAGACCCUGUCAUUGUUCAGUGGCCUGAGGCCAAAGAGUGACCCUGUGUCACAGUCCAAUCUCUGCAUCAACGGCAGCCACGUGUACGCAGAGGAACCCAAUCCCAUUCUCCACUCUAAACCAAAGAGCGAUUCAAAGUUGCAGUCCAACAGCCAGUUCUACACCUCUCUGGAGGACCUACCUUCCAAGUUGUCCCCCUCUCCCUUGGAGACCCAACCGCACGCGGGCUUCAGUGACCAAGCCUUGAAAUCUGCCACCCUGCCCGGCCCCCAGCGGCUCGGCAGCACUGGUGACCUGACUGUCGUCCAGAGGCCGGAUGGGCCAAAGGAGAAGGACACCGGAUUCUCCAGGAGCUCCGGGAAGGAAGAGGAGGGGGGUAAAAGCGCGGACUCCUCCAAUGCCCCUGGAGCAGGUACAAAGUCUCUCAACCCCUUUGAGGAAGGGAUCAAGGAAGAGGAGAGGAUCGCUCGGCCAAUGCCCAAGGCGGAGGUGGUAAAAGACGAAGGGGUGGUCAAAAAGGAGGAGCCCAAACGUGGGGGCUUAAUGUCCCUGUUUCCCAGGAAGACCGAGGCCGUCAAAGCUUCCAACACAAAGGAGCCACUGAACCCCUUUGACACAGUGGAGGCAAAGAAACCACCAUCCUCCUCGGUGUGGUCAAGCAGGACUGCAGCCAUCAAACCCAAAUUGGACGUGUCUCCAAAGUUCGAAACCAAAGCCAACUCUCUGUCAUCUUUCCUUUCUGAUCCCUCGUCUCCUCCCUCCUCUGCUCCCAGCGACCCCUUUAGCUCAGCUCCUGCCAUCGGCCCGAGAGGCUCUGACCUUUCCAGCCGACAUUUGACCAAUAGUCCACCCCUGCCCUCCAAGUCAGACUCCUUGGGACUUCGGCCAUCUCGUGUAGAUGAGUCCGGCCUCACCCCUUCGCUUCUGCCCCUUGUUGCCGGCUCAUCCUCCUCUUCCAUGGCCAUAGAUACCCAGACGAAACAGCUGCCCAGCCCUGAGAUAGUUGGGGGAAGGCCUUUGGAGGUUGGGGUAACACCCAGGCAAGGGAGCAAGGUGUCGCCUCGACUCUUGCUCCAGGAGCUGACCACAAGGGGACAGAACGCAAGAACUGACCAGCGAUCCCCAUCUGACGGAGAGGAGGACUCUGCCAUUGUGCAUCCUGAUGGUUCAUCUCGAGGUGUUCCACUUGAAACUAAUCCAGUGGACACAACUGUAAACCUGGAGGAAGAUGAGAGAGUGGGCAGUGAAGAUGAGAGGAGAGUGGGCAGUGAAGAUGAGAGAGUGGGCAGUGAAGAUGAGAGAGUGGGCAGUGAAGAUGAGAGAGUGGGCAGUGAAGAUGAGAGGGUGGGCAGUGAAGAUAUGAGCCCUGUGAAGAUGCCCGGCAGUGAUGUUUCACAAGGAAAGAUGUCCAUGGAUCAUCCAGCCUUAAUCAACCCUAAUGCUGUCCGAACAUCAGCCACCAGCCAUCCCACCACGCCUGUGCCCAAAGUGCCACCCCGUAGCAGUGUGCCCAGUUCAGGGGCACCUCCUGCUCCGAAACCGGAGCAAAAUGUCCCACCAGUUCCUGCCCCAAGGAGUUUGCCCACGAUGAACAAAGCAGCCACCCUUGAUGCCCCAUCGAGAUCUGCAGAGGGGCAACUUCUGAAGGACUUGAUGCAUUUUGAGUGGGGUGCCAAUCCAGUCGCAGAGUCUGCUGCAGGUGUGGGGACAGACGGUACUUUGGCAGCGGGGACACCUGUCAACAAUCUGUCCCUGUGUGGACCACAGGGAGAUGACCACAGUGGCCUGCUGGUGGCCACACACAAGCCUGAGCCUUGCUCCAUCUCUGGCCUGGACCUUGCUUCUCCAACGGAGAUGACUGAUGAUUACCCACUCAUGUUGGUGGAGGAGGAUGUGGACAUGGACAUGGACAGCCCUUCCACUCUACAGCCCAACGGGCAGAUGGUACUUCCUGAGAAGAUGGAACAAGUUGCAGAAGAUCCUUCGGCAAGUGAGCUAGAAGUGGAGGGUGAUGUUGGUCAUGUGUCACCACCUCCAGAACCUCCAGCUCCAGAACCUCCCGCUGUGACCCUGGUCUGGCAGGCAGAAGCCCAGACCUCUCCUGACCCCAACCCAGAUCUGACCCACGUCACCCCAGCUGAUUCUGACCAUCCGGCCAACUUGCAGCCUGUGGCGAUCGAACCCAAUGAUGGCAAUGCCAACCAAUGGUUGGUCAAUGGAAUCAAAGGCAACGCUACAGUGACCACUGACAAAGGUGGAGAAUGUCUCGGACAGAGCCUAGCCCUCACCAAUAAACGCGAGAGUGUAGAACUACCCAUGAAAGAGGACCGUGUUCAUCUAGAACUAAUGGCUAAUGCAGCCACCCCUGCUACUCUGGAAAUGGCCGAUGUUACUUUGGACAUGGGAGACGAGACCUUCAAUGGACAUGAGCUACAAACUUCUGAGAGGGCAGCUGUGGUUUCUUCCAUUUCCACCCCAUCGGUUGGGUCUGGUCGGCUCGAGGCUUCACCUGCUACUGUAGAUUCUGUCGGGUUCUUGGUUCCUCCUCUGUCUCCUUCUGCGCUGUCACGGCCUGCCUCCCCCCUGCCCGAUACCCCCCCUCCAGCAGGGAGAUCCCGCGGAGUUGAGCACUCUGGCCAGACGAUGCUGAUUCAGGCAAGGGUUGUGCCUACCGAGACACAACCAGUCCAUCCCCCGGGCAAUGCAGCAGCAGUACUUUACAAACGCAGACUUCAUCCUGUGAAACCCAUGAAUGCUGCAGAAACAAGAUCUAAUGAAAUAGCUUCAGAGGAGAAUCUGAAGACAAAGAUCAAGAAUACGGGUUUAUUGGUGACCAAGUCUUCUGCUGGUCACUCUUUUGCAGUCAAUGAAAAUCAAAGUCAUCCCAAGGACUACGAUCGCUCUGACCCGGCCUCUGCCUACGCCCAGCUCACACACGAUGAGCUGAUCCAACUGGUCCUGAAGCAGAAGGAGCUGAUCACCAAGAAGGAUGGCCACGUGCGUGAACUGGAAAACUACAUCGACAACCUGUUGGUCCGCGUGAUGGAGGAGACCCCCAACAUCCUCCGGGUGGCCUGCCCGCCCAACAGGAGGGCGGAGAGAGUGUGAGGCGGGGGGAGGGAGUGGGGACCAAGGCCGAGCUAAGGCGAGGAGUGAGAUCGAUGGACGUUGGCGCUGAGUUCCGAGAUGAUGCCUCGCACCAACCGUACACUGAAAGGUUCAUCGUUGGGUGGAAGCUGACCCAGUGAACGCGGGCGUGGGGUCUUGGCUCCGGUGUAGACCCCCUUUGAUCCAACGUUCCCCUCGAGUGAUGUCCAGGUGCCUCAAGUACCGGAGCAGUUGUCCAAGUCUGAUGACGCUCCAGAAUUGUGUCUUCACAAAUCUGGGUUUGGGCAUCGGGAGAAGGGAACGAGUCUGGAACUGCGUUGUGUUAGGCAGGUCUGAUCCAACAAUGGCCCUGCUCCCUCCCUCAACCCUCCCCAACCACCCCAACCCAAACCCCCUCCUCCUCAACCCCCUUGCCUUUCAGAACAAGAACACAACACAACACAGCGUAGAUCUGUGCGUGUUCUCUCCGUUGGGUUGAACCGAUUCUCUGAGUGUCACCGCCCACACACAUCACCUUCGACCUAUGAACAGAAUGGACUUUGACCCACCCCAUUACAAUCUGUGCAUCAUCAUGUUUCCAGACUUCCUGUAUCGACAUGAAAUUAAGACGCCCUUGUGAUUGAUCGGCAGUUUUUAAACACCUCAAAUAAAUUUGACCUUCUGUAGUUUUGUACAAGCAUGGUGAGCUGGGAAGGUUCGUAUGUCUAGGUAGGAACUGCAGAUGCUGGUUAGACACAAAAUGCUGGAGUAACUCAGCGGGACAGGCAACAUCUCUGGAGAGGAGGAUUGGGUGGAGUUUCAGGUCGAGACCCUUCUUUAGACUGGGAACUGGGAUCUUUGGAAAUGUUAUGUGGGUGUAAAUGCUGUGUGUUGGGGCUUGGUUUAAAAUGCAAAGUACUGGAGGAACUCAGUGAGUCAGACAGUCUCUGUGGAGGGACUGGGCUGAUGACAUUUCUGGGCAGGUCCCUUCUGCAGACCGAUUGGAAUAGGGGGGAAGAAAGCUGGAAAAGAGAGGAGGUCAUCCUUGCACUGACCUGGAACAUAUUUUAAAUUUGCAGGAUUACAAGCAAGAAGUAAAUAUACUAGUGUGGCAUUCUGUUUUGUUCUAAUGAGAGGCUCCACGUAUCUACCCUGAACUAUGAGUCACUCUUCACAAUGUCAAAGCAUGAUCUGAAGUUGGGACAAAGUUGCUUAAUUGCUAAAAUUCUUAAAUAAUUUUGUGGUUUUUUUGUUUUUAUGGGAGGCAAAAGAUUAUAAUCUGUAGAAAUGAUAAUUCAUUUAUUUCUUUGAAAAGUCAAAUUUAAAACCAUUUGACUUUUGUACUGAUUGUUCAUUAUUCCAGUGACACACAGCGCCACAGAUCCGGGUUCGAUCCUGACCUCGGGUGCUGUCUGUCUGUGUGGAGUUUGCACGUUCUCCCCGUGACCGCGGGGGUUUCGUCCUGGGUGCCCCGGUUUCCUCCCACGUUCAAGUGGGUUUGUAAGUUAAGCAGCCUCUGUAAAUUGUCCCUGGUGUGUAGGGAGUGGGUGUGAAAGUGGCAUAACAUCGAAUUGGUGUGAAUGACUGAUCGAUGGGCAGUGUGGACUUGGUGGAUCAGCCUCUAUGUCAUAUCUCUAAACUAAACUAAACUUUCAAAAGCAAAUUGUCGCCUUCAAUCGCUGCAGAGCCUAAAGGAUUGGAUAGAGACAGCAGCAGAUUCCUAAUAUUGUGCUAUCCACCAUACAGCUUCACCUACCCACUUGUCCAGGCCUUUGGUCGGGAGACUGCAAGAAGGAGACCUCUCUUCAGAACACUUGGUACUACUGCCCCCAGCCUAGUGAAGUCAACUAGAAACACCCAUUCCUGCUUAGAAAUUGUAGAUGUAACUACAUCUUAAAAUGUUCACGGACUUAGUUAAUCCAAAAAAACAGAGUAAAACAUUGCAGAUUGUGUUAGACUAGUAACUAAACAGUGUGAGGGGAAGCUUAUGAUAUGUAUAUUUUUAGAUAAACAUAAGAAUAAAAUGCAUCUUUUUUUUUAAACUGAUUUGCACAACUGGGAUGAUAAGACUUUAGGUUGGAUUGUAACUCUCCAUUUUGGUGAAUGAUCAGCAGUUUAGGCUGGAUUUGUACAGUACAUAUUAUUUUAUGCAACCUAAUAUAUUGGUGAGAUUUAAAUGUGCGCAGGUAUGGUUGGGGGUGCGUUAUAACUCAUUGCUAUCCAAAUGUUCCUGGUUGGAGAUGUAAUGUUUGGGGGUGUGACAAUGUGCGCGCGUGCGUGUGUGUUUCUUGAGUUGAUCCUGAGUGUUUUAUUUUGCGUGGAGCAUUGGAAAAAAAUCUAUCACAACUCAAUCCAAUUUAUAGAUGUAAAUAGAAAUAGAAAUGUUAUGAGGGUGAAAGUUUUUGACAGUGAGCACAGAUGUGCCCAGAACUGUCGAGAAUGGACAGCUGUUGAAUGUACAGUUUAUGCUUAUUCGACUAUAAGUCGCUAUAGUUCUGAAGACACUUGCCCUCGGUGAGACUGGUGUCUGAUCUGUGAUCCAACAGUCCACCCUUGUCUCAAAUCAAUGUUCUGCUGAUUACAGAAAGUCCUUGCUUUGGGAUGGAAUAUCAAGAAUAGAUCCACGUGUGCAGUUAUCCCAAACUGUUUUUGUACAUAAAGGUUUAUCUAAAGAUAGACACAAAAUGCUCGGCGGGACAGGCAGCAUCUCUGGAGAGAAGGAAUGGGUGACGUUUUGGGUCGAGACCCUUCUCUGAAGUCCCCACAAAUUUGGAACAAACCAUCUUCUAGCCUUUCAAAGCCCAGUGAUGAAGUUCCUGACCUGUUUGAUCUCUCCUUUUAAAUCUGAGCGUUAGUAUUUUUUGUGAGACAUAGAGGGAAUAUAUAAUCAGUCCAUUUGAGUCCAUGCUACCUCCAAUCAUUCCCAUUCAUUCCAGAUCUUGCCCCUCAUGCAUAGGUAAGUGGAAAUCCACAGUGUUUGAUGGUCCUGCAUGUCCCUGUGAUGUGGGAGAACAUGCAAACACCGUACAGGCAGCACCUGAAGUCGGGAUUGAACCUGGUUCUCUGAUGCUGUACACUGCUGCCUAUUCCAUCAGUAUACUGAAGCGGGCUGUAUCAAAUGCAUCUUACUGUGAUGUCCCAUCUAUUCCAUGCAGCUAAUAAUGUCACAGUCUUGUUUCCGAUUUCCCACCGGAAAUUAAAUCCAAAAGAUCCACGUUUUCAAGCCUUUGUUAUUUGCCUCUUGUGCCAGUAGAACAAGACUCAAUGAAUUCUUCCUCCAGGCCCAUAAAGCUGUCAGCAAACGAAUAAGUAACUCCCUACCCAUCCUUUAUACAGAGGUGAUCGAUGGUGGGUGUGGACUAAUGGGGCCUGUUUCCAUGCUAUGUCUCUAAACUAAACUAAGCCUGAGCUUUGACCCUGGCUGGCCCAGUAGUUUAGGGGGUGUUAUUCAGCAGAGAUAUUGGAAGCAAAUCAGAGUGUCUUCCAUUGGGCUUCUAAUGUUCAGCCAAUGCGAGGGCAGAUAGUGGACUAAAUCUAUGAUACUGAUGCCAUAUUGUGUGUUGAACAGUGUUGGGGUUGCAUUGCUUGGUACGUUACAUGUUAAUAUGGGCAAUACAACCCUUGCUUCUGAUGGCUGUCAGUGCAGACUGGUCCUUGCAAUCUUUAAGGCCAGGUGAUCAUCUGCACUUGCCUUUUAUUUUUUUGCUGUGAAAUUUUUGACUCUUCCGUUUGUGGAGUCGAGUAUUUUCCAAUGCUGCUGUAUAGCCCCUUAAACUGGGUAGAACACUAUUGUACAGAACUCUUCGCAAAUGGAAAUCCAGUGGCUGGAAAUUUGAGUGCAAUUAAGGUCAUAAGUGAUAGGAGUAGAAAUAGGCCAUUCGGCCCCAUCAAGUCUACUGCGCCAUUCAACCAUGGCUGAUCUAUCUCUCCCUCCUGGUGUUGGGUGGGUGGGGGGUGUUUCUGCACCAGUGUCCUGCAGUCACACCAACCAUCUUUAGAUAAGCUCUCCCCCAGUAGAACUGCUCUGAAUGCCACCAACAUGAACAUACAGGAUCCAAGACAAGAUGUGUUUAUGGGCAAUACAGACAGUGCACAGGAAACUGUUCUCCACAUGGCAAUGGUGUACAGCCUUCCAAUAAAACUCUUGCAAUGGGAGGAAGAUGAACGAUAUAGCCAGCCCUGGUGGCGACUGGAUGAGAACAUCUUACACUUUUUAUUGCCUAUUGAAUGUACAGCUUGUGCAUGUUAAACCUUAUGAAAAUGGCAAUAUACUGAUUUUAUCCGCCAUUAAGACCAGUAAAUGAAUGUAGCAAUUUUCUGCCACUUGAUGUGUUUUAUAACUUAGAAAAAGCUUGAAAAUUAAAAAUAUACUUUUUAUGA